AAUUAUAGUAGAGAGGAAUAGGAUCCCUAGUAGUGAAAGGUCAUGACAGAAGGAUGUUCAUUGUUCUGAUGUUCAUUGUUAGGUCAUUACCUUCCCAUCGAUCGAUAUCACUUGCUGCUGCCACUCUCUCAAUAUUUUACUACCAAUAUUGGUGCCCUCUGAGUUUUUCAAUUUUUACGUAUUGUCAUCCAAUUGCUAUUUUUCUCCCAACUUACCUUGUUUCUGUAUAUUGAAAAGAAUCAGUAUGAAUAAGAGAGGAAAAUAUACAACAUUAAAUUUAGAGGAAAAAAUGAAGGUCUUGAGUAGAAUUGAGUCUGGGCACUCUCUUAAAAGUGUAAUGGAUGAAUUUGGAAUAAGUAAAUCAACAUUUUAUGACAUUAAAAAAAAUAAGAAAUUGAUUUUGGACUUUGUGUUAAAGCAAGAUAUGCCAUUAAUAGGAGCAGAGAAAAGAAAGAGAACAACAGGUGCCAAAUAUGGAGAUGUUGAUGAUGCAGUAUACAUGUGGUACCAACAAAAGCGUUCAGCUGGUGUUCCAGUUAGAGGUGUAGAACUUCAGGCUGCUGCUGAGAGAUUUGCACAGUGUUUUGGUCGAACCGACUUUAAAGCUAGCACUGGUUGGCUUUUCAGAUUUCGAAACAGGCACGCAAUUGGGAAUCGAAAAGUAUGUGGGGAACAAAUUCUGAGUUCAGUUUCAGAAAAUGUUGAACCUUUUAGACAAAAGCUAUCCAUGAUUAUAAAAGAAGAGAAAUUAUGUCUUGCUCAGGUGUACAAUGAAGAUGAGACAGAUCUCUUUUGGAAGUCAAUGCCAGAAAAUAUUCAGGCAAAUAAAAAAGAUAUAUGUAUGCCAGGGCGGAAAAUAAACAAAGAACGGCUAUCAGCUCUUUUAUGUACAAAUGCAGAUGGGACCCACAAAUUGAAGUCAAUUAUUAUUGGAAAAUCAAAGCAGCCUGGGUCUAUUAAGGAUAAUAUAAAUGCUUUACCAGUAAUAUAUAAAUCCAGUAAAGAUGUGUGGUUCACCAGAGAAUCAUUUUCAGAAUGGUUCUUUCAAAACUUCAUUCCUGAAGUUAGAGAUUUUCAGCUUAAUGUCCUGAGAUUGGAUGAAAAAGAUGUAAAAGCAGUGUUACUCCUAGACAAUUCUCCAGCCCAUCCUUCAGCUGAGUCUCUAAUUAGCAAUGAUGGGAGAAUCAAGUGUAUCUUCUUUCCCCCAAACACUACAUCAUUCAUUCAGCCAAUGAAUCAGGGUGUGAUCUUGAGCUGCAAGCGACUUUAUAGAUGGAAGCAGCUUGAAGAGAGCCUAGUAAUCUUUGAUGAGAGUGAUGAAGAACAGGAAAUAAGGGGAGAAAAAACAGUUGGAAAAAUCAAAGCUUAUGACAUAAAAAAUGCAAUUUUUAACUGGGCAAAGAGUUGGGAAGAAGUAAAGCAAAUAACAAUAGCAAAUGCAUGGGAAAAUCUACUUUACAAAAAAGAACCAGAAUAUAAUAUUCAAGGCUUAGAAAAUGGUGAUUACAGAGAAAUUCUUGAGCGAUGUGGUGAUCUGGAGACAAAUUUAGAUGAUGUCAGGGUGUGGUUAACUGAAGAUAAUGAAGCACAUCACCCCACCAAAACAGAAGAAGAUGUUACUAGAGAAGUUACCCAGGAAGGAGGAGUUGUUGAAGAGGAGGCAGAACAACAUUCAGCAAAGUUUAAAUUAUCCAGUGUUCAAGAGAAUUUGGACUGUCUUCUUGACUUUGUUGAUGCCACUCCUGAGUUUCAAAGAUUCUAUUUCACCCUGAAAGAGAUGCAACAAGAACUAAUCAAAAAACAAUCCCAGAGAAAAGCCCAUUCUAAAAUUGGUAACUUUUUAAAACCAAGGGUUCAUAAUAUUAAAGAUUCCUUUAACUUGCCUUCAACUUCUGGUUCUAAUAAUUAAGUCUUCUAUGUCAAAAGACUUGUUUGCAAUCUGUUUGAUACAGCAGGCUUGGUGUGAAUUUUUUUUAUUUAACUUAUCUCACAUUACUUAAGAGUACCCAUUUAUAGCUUUAGUUUAUAAUGUGCAUAGUACUUGAAAGUAAUAAAAAUUUACAUUUCUUUAAAACA
Gracilinanus agilis (Agile Gracile Mouse Opossum) is the source of this 2076-nucleotide messenger RNA. RefSeq names its product tigger transposable element derived 7 (gene TIGD7). Lineage: Eukaryota; Metazoa; Chordata; Mammalia; Didelphimorphia; Didelphidae. Bases 245 to 1909 code for a protein of 554 amino acids. Gene Ontology annotation, cellular component: nucleus. The transcript has a single exon. The record is from RefSeq and is a predicted model, not a curated record. Gene Ontology annotation, molecular function: DNA binding.